Messenger RNA from Oncorhynchus mykiss (rainbow trout), 5152 nucleotides. It is a transcript of the gene ark2ca, whose product is annotated as arkadia (RNF111) C-terminal like ring finger ubiquitin ligase 2Ca. Gene Ontology annotation, molecular function: zinc ion binding; ubiquitin protein ligase activity. Gene Ontology annotation, cellular component: nucleus. Lineage: Eukaryota; Metazoa; Chordata; Actinopteri; Salmoniformes; Salmonidae. The record is from RefSeq and is a predicted model, not a curated record.
AUUGGCUGUCCCGGGUGCCACAUGAAAAGGCUUCCGAACAGAGGUGUUCAUUGAUUGGUUCAUUCGGUCUUUGUCUGAGAUGCAGCUGAGAAGGCUGUCCCGUUUGAAUGUGCAGGGAUUGGAAGGGACCAUUUCCAUGGACCAUCUGUCUCACAGGCUAGUGAUACAACAAAGGGAGCCAGGAUGGUGUUGGUACAUGUCGGAUAUUUGGUUCUUCCCGUAUUUGGCUCUGUAAGAAAUAGAGGGGCACAAUUCACCAGGCAUCAGCACAGCCAUGCUACCUCAUGCCGACACUUCCACCUAGGGGCCCCUCAGGCGCCCAUCUCAGCUGAGUUCCCCUUGGGUCACACCAGCCAACCCCCCCAGACUGGCCUGGCCCCUCACCAGCCCCCGGCCCCCCACCACCCACCGCCCCUGCCGGCCCCCCCUCAGUUCCAGGACGUUACUGGGCCUCCGUUCCUACCUCAGGCCUUACACCAGCAAUACCUCAUCCAGCAGCAGCUUCUAGAGGCGCAGCACCGCAGGAUCCUCCCACACUCCAGACGAACUCUGGAGCGUGCUCCUCUGAACCCUCACAGACUUCGCUCAGGGUACGACUACUCCCCUCCCCUCCAUAUCCCCCAGCCAAUCAGCCAGCAGCCGCGCUACCUGGCCGAGGGCACAGACUGGGACCUUAGUGUGGACGCUGGCCUCUCUCACCAACAGUACCAGCUCCAGCAGCUUCCACAGCACUAUCAGCAUUACCUGGCGGCAUCCCCCAGAAUGCACCACUUUCCCAGGAACACCUCGUCUGCACAAGUGGUUGUGCAUGAGAUUAGAAACUACCCGUACCCCCAGCUUCACCUGUUGGCUCUGCAGGGCCUCAACCCCUCACGUCACGCUUCCGCUGUACGAGAGAGCUAUGAGGAGCUGUUGCAGCUUGAAGACAGGUUGGGAAGUGUCAGUAGGGGAGCAGUUCAGACCACCAUAGAGAGAUUCACCUUCCCACACAAAUACAAGAAGAGGAAGCCUCUGGAUAUGAAGAUUGGCGAGGAGGGCGAGGAGACUGAUGUGGAUGAGAAAUGUACCAUCUGCCUGUCGAUGCUGGAGGAGGCAGAGGACGUCAGGCGUUUACCCUGCAUGCACCUCUUCCACCAGGGCUGUGUGGAUCAGUGGCUGGCGACCAGCAGGAAGUGUCCAAUCUGCCGCGUGGACAUCGAGACGCAGCUCCACCCAGACAGCUGAUGUCACAGGGGUGGAGCCUGACGGUCUGGCUGCUGUCAAUCACCCUGGCGUGGAUCCUGCUCCCUUCCACCCGGCCCUGCCUCUCCCAACAUGGGUGCUUUGCCAAAUGUCUCCAGUCGUCACGUGACAUCAUAGCCCUCUCUGACUCACGCUUUACUGAGCCAAUCCAGGAUUACUUACUGCACGAGAGACCGGAGACUGACUCUCUCUCUCUCUCUCUCUCUCAAUAAAAGCACAUCCCCAGCAAAAAGACAUGCAAACACUCACUCACACAUACAUUACAUACUAUAUACACAUGUGCACACAGGGUUUACUAGUUGCUUGCUGGUGGUUGGGUGUCGUUGCUGUUGUGUUGUAGUUAGGGGAGGCAGGUGUGUUUCCUGUGUCUUUGUAGCAUGUUCUUAAAGCCAUGACAUUAAUGUACAGAGUGAAAAGCACACAACCCCACUUGCCAGCCAGCCUGCCACAUACACACACACACACACUGCUUAUUCUGCCACAACAGGAAGCUAAUCAACCACUUAAAAGCCCUGUCGCCAUGUUUGCCUACAGAUCAUUUGUGGUAGUACAGUAGCAGCAUCAGACACAGUGGUAUUUUGACCCCUCACUUUGUUAUAAGAGGGGGACUGAGUGUUCAGAUCUCGCCCAGCUUCUACUUUUUGCAAUACAGUAGUUGUACAUUUGCUUGGGACUGAUGCUGCCAUCAGUGUUCGGACAAAAUACAACUAUUUCACUGCUGUCAUGUUGGCCUGCCCCAAUGCAUGGGGUGGCGUGUGUUUUUGAGUAAAUACAGAGGUUAGUGAGUGUUUUUAACCAAAUGUGUUAUGGUAUUGCUUGACCUGCCGCAAUGUGUGUGUUCUGCCCCAGUGUGUGGGUUUCAGUGUAUGUUUAACCAAUGCUUGCGCGUGAGUGACAAACUUAAAGUGCAGGUUCAAGUGUGUGUUAAGGGUAAUAUAGAAGUUAGCUUAACAGUGAUUUGAUUGGAGUGCUUGUAGAAUACAAAGCCAAAUAAGGAAUACAAUUAUUAUUAUUUUUAAAUGUAGUAGGACUUAUCCCCCAUCAUGCACUGCAGUGACUGAGUGAGAUGUGGGGCCUUCUGGUUAAGCAGAAGUGUUAGCUGCCCUGAAAACAGCGACUCUGUGCCAUCCACUCCUGUCGCAGGUGUUAAGGCUGAGCAGUGUAGUGAAAUGCAUGUUUCAAUGUUGGCUUGGGCUGUCGUGUUAGCGUUAAAAAAAAAAAAAUGGAGGGCAGAGGAGGGUGUUGUCUGUGCAUGACUUAGUUAAUCUGAGCUGUGAUUAUCAACUCAACACAAACAAACAAAUGAAGAAAAAGGGAGAACGAUGUCAGUGUUUGUCCCUGACCUGUAGCGUGUGUUCAUACUGUCCCUUUUUGGUGGCAAACAAAAUGGAAUCCUAUUGUUUACCUUAUUGCCUAAAGAACAAGCACAUGUGAUAGAUAUAGCAACAACCUCUUUUUGUUAUUGCAUUUGCGUUGGUUUCCGUAUAUUUAGGUAUAAACGCGCACUGUUUUGGACCGAGUGAGGAGCUUUGUGUGUUGAACUUGUUUUUAUGUGUCAGAUCUCCCCUCGUGGUUGCUAUGCUGGUUGCUAUGCUGUAUUGCUAGAACAACAAUGUAGAAUGUUGUGUGAUGGGGGCAGUAUCCUCCCCACAGUGCAUAUGGACAGGACUGGGCUGGGGUCAAAAUGAGGACCAAAAUAAUGGUCAUAGAACACUUUUUGUUGUCAAAAAAACAACUCUUUAAAUGUUGAUAUUGUGUGUGCUUUCCUUUUUGUUUUGUUGCUAUGUUAUGUCUAAGUCAAUGUGCAUGAACACUACAUAGGUUUUUAAGGAUUGGCACAGGUCCUAUAAAAUGCAUUGAGGACUCGAUGUGAAGUAUUAGGACAGACCCUAAAUGCCCUGUAGACUGAAGGAUGAGUUGUGACGGAUUGGGACUGACCCUAACUGUCCUGUGCACUGCCAGUGUUGAUACUGACUCCUCCUUUAGUCUAGUUUUUUAUGGGAAGUUUUGAUAGUUUACACAGGGUGUUGUCAGUUGAGAUGCCUUAAGUAUUUAACAAUCAUUAUUUAUUACUAACUGUAGAUAUCGUGUGUACGUAUUUAAUUUUAUAUAGUUUUUUUCUGCAAUUGAAUCAUUUAUUUAUUUAGAUAUAACACAAUUGUUUUAAAAAAUUGAACGAUUACCUCUUUUUUGCAUUUUUGCAUUGUUUUAAUUCAAUGGGAAUGCUUCGCAUGCAGUUGUAUUUUUCCUGAAGAAACUAAACUAAAAAGACCUGCUGUUUGAUCUCUCUCCCCGAGCCGGCUGUGUUAUGUUUACUGUCCCGGGCUGAGCUGUCGAGCCUGCUCUUCUCAUGUGGUGCUGUGGAUAGUGGUGCUGUGGAUAUCUUGGUUACAUUCCAUUCAAUGCAAUUUUCUCUGAUCCCUAUGCUGUGAUGUAGUGGACAAACUGCAAUGGAGUGAAAUGUUUUUAAGUUUGUAAUUUGUCUUGUUUUGCACUCAUAGUUUUAACAUGGGAACCCUCUCACUGGCAUAAAGCAGUUACGAUCGUAGAUGUAUUGUUAUUAUUACUGUAUACGUUGUCAUUUCCAGUUCUCUGCCUCUCAUCCCUCUCUCCUUUCUUUAAAAAAAAAAAAGCAUGUUCCUUUUCUGUGUUGGGAUAUUUCUCCUUCCCUCUUUUCCAAAUAUCUUGUAGUUUUGAGCCCAACAAGUGCCUCGCUUCUAGUGUUGAGAUAUUUCCUUAUGAUUGUAGCUACUAUUUUUGCCACACAAACUCCUACGCUCAGUUACUCGAAAGCCAUCAUGCCUGAACUAGGUACAUAUUUAUCUGGAGGUCUUACUCCUGCAUUACACGGGCACCAUGAACUGUAGGCUAUGUUCAAAUGCUGUAUAAUAUUGUUGUUCCUUUCUUAUUCCCUCCUCUCUCACUUCUCUCAUUGUCACCACUGACCAACCUGCAAGGUGAAGGAAAUAUGACGUUAGCCCCCAUAAGUGGAGUGUGGGAACUUUAAGGUGGUGUGGUCAGCGUCGUAUUGCUUUCACUAACCAAAUAGAUCUGUGGAUACCUUUAUGAGAAUAAAGAAAGCAGCAUUUUAGGAGUACUCGGAAAUUGACAUUUUUCUCCAUCAUUUUUAGUUUAACCUUGACCUAAUCUAAUAAUACCUUUGAAAUAUUUUACUUUAUCCAUUAUACAAAUGAAGGAAAUAUUUGACAAAUCUUUGUGAAAAUGUUUCACUGUGUUCAUCUGCGCUACACUAAUUAUUCUUAUUAUUCCCUCUUUUCCUUUCCUUUAUUAUUUUGUCUUACUGUCCAUCCUUCCCUCCACUCAGAACCCAUCCAAUGUUUCCUAUCACAAUCCUCUAUGUAAAACAAGAACAGACAGAGGAUCUCUUAAAGCACAACCUUACUAAAAAUGCAUGUUUUUCUCAGGUUUGAAUAUAUUCUUAAUGGUAUGUAAGUAUAUGGUGAAAAUAUUUGUAGAUAUACAAAGAAUAUUACAGAAUUAAUUUUGCUGCUGCUUGCAUCUGAAAAACUGAAGGAAAGAGAAAAUAUCUCAACGUGCCAGUGAUAGGGCUGCCGCCAUCUUUGUAUAAGGUCUGCUGUUUAGCCGUGACUGCGCAAUGUUUUUCAAUAUAGGAGAUUUUAUCGGAGAAUAUAACUAUUUAUCAUUAAUAUUAAAGCAAUAGCUCAUUAAUGAUGAGUGUGUUGAUGAACUGGAUGAGCAUAUUGUGUAAAUGUUAGAUUCACAUUUGGUGGAAUUUUGUACUUUAUUUAUUACUACUACUAAUAAUGAUUUUAAAAGUUGCAUCGCUAAACCCAAACUGUUCUGUUUUUUUAUUUACAUUUUAUUUCAAGGCUGGUAUAUUAUCCUUUUUUGUAUGUGCUCUUUUUGUAAUAAAUUGGAUAAAAUGGAA